This is a messenger RNA of Pygocentrus nattereri (red-bellied piranha), 11882 nucleotides long. It is a transcript of the gene lama2, whose product is annotated as laminin, alpha 2. Gene Ontology annotation, molecular function: signaling receptor binding. The transcript is spliced from 66 exons. Bases 69 to 9635 code for a protein of 3188 amino acids. Gene Ontology annotation, biological process: regulation of embryonic development; regulation of cell adhesion; cell adhesion. The record is from RefSeq and is a predicted model, not a curated record. Lineage: Eukaryota; Metazoa; Chordata; Actinopteri; Characiformes; Serrasalmidae.
AGUUUCUCAAAGUCACUUUUGCACGGAGAAAGUACAGAAGCAGGAGCAGCAGCAGCGCUGGAGUGAAAAUGAAUGGCCGCUGGUGUGUCCUGGUGCUCCUGCCGUUGCUAUGGCGAUGCGGAGGCGCUCAGCAGAGAGGUUUGUUCCCGGCUGUGCUGAACUUGGCAUCCAUGGCUAAAAUCACCACUAACGCCACGUGUGGAGAGAAGAAACCGGAAAUGUUCUGUAAACUGGUGGAGCACGUCCCGGGACAGCCGGUCCGAAACCCGCAGUGCCGAGUGUGCAACCUGCAGAGUGACAGACCAUACGAGCGGCACCCCAUCGAUUACGCCAUCGACGGAACCAACAAGUGGUGGCAGAGUCCCAGCAUAAAGAACGGAAUGGAGUACCACUAUGUCACCGUCACACUGGACCUUCAGCAGGUGUUCCAGAUAGCGUAUGUCAUUUUGAAAGCUGCUAACUCCCCACGGCCAGGGAACUGGGUUCUGGAGCGCUCUCUGGAUGGCGAGAACUUCAUGCCGUGGCAGUAUUACGCCAUCACUGACACUGAGUGCAUCACUCGCUUCAACCUCGUCCCCAGAACCGGCACCCCAGCAUACAUACGUGACGAUGAGGUCAUCUGCACCUCCUUCUACUCAAGGAUCCACCCACUGGAGAACGGAGAGAUCCACACCUCUCUAAUAAACGGCCGCCCCAGCGCUGAAGAUCCAUCUCAGACGCUCCUCAACUUCACCACCGCGCGCUACAUCCGCCUCAGGUUUCUACGGAUACGGACCCUGAAUGCUGACCUCAUGACCCUCGCCUUAAACGAUCCCCGGGACAUCGACCCCAUCGUCACCAGACGGUAUUAUUACUCCAUUAAGGACAUAUCAGUAGGCGGGAUGUGUAUCUGUUACGGCCACGCCAAAGCCUGUCCGCUCAACCAGAUCACCAAGAAACUGAGCUGUGAGUGUGAGCAUAACACAUGUGGAGAGAGCUGCGACCGCUGCUGCCCCGGCUACAACCAGAAACCCUGGAUGGCUGGAACCUUCCUAACACGCCACGUCUGUGAGAAGUGUAACUGUCACGGCAAAUCAGAGGAAUGUUACUACAAUCACACAGUGGCUGAUGGGAAACUGAGUUUGAACAUGAAGGGCAAAUAUGAAGGGGGCGGGGUCUGUAUCGGCUGCUCUGAAGACACCGCCGGCAUUAACUGCCAGUCAUGCGUUGACGGCUACUAUCGGCCGAGCGAGGUGAAUCCUGAGGACCCCUACCCCUGUAGACCGUGCUCCUGCGAUCCUAGAGGUUCUAUCUCAUCGGCAUGCGUACCUGAUGACACUCAGGCCAGUGCAGGGCUGUCCGUGGGCUGGUGCCGCUGUAAGCAGGGCUACGCAGGUGAGCGGUGCGACAGGUGUGCUUUAGGCUACACUGGAUUCCCUGAGUGCCAGCGCUGCAACUGCAGUGUGUUCGGCAGCAUUAAUGAGGACCCCUGCCAACUGCCCUGUGUGUGUAAGGAUAAUGUAGAGGGGGUAAACUGUGACCGCUGUAAGAUGGGAUUUUAUAAUCUCCAUGGAGACCAUGGUUUCCAAGGGUGCCAGAAGUGUUACUGUUCCGGAGUGUCCAGCCGCUGCAGGGAAUCGUCGUGGAGACGCAGUAACGUACGACGCUCACUAUGUUUGUGUGCAGGGAUGCGGGAAGAAAGACGCUCUGACCUGCAGCGCCGCCGUGUUUCUGUGUGUUUGCAGGUGUUGGCGUACGGAGGACGUUUAACCUACAGCGUCUCCUGCGACUCGGAGGACGCAGACGGACUGAAUGAAUUCACAGACAGCUCUGAUGUCGUAAUUGAGGGCGGCGGUCUGCGUCUGAUCAGCACCGAUGAGAUUCUGGACAAUGCGAGGCGGGUCCACCUGAAGCCCGGGAGUUUCCAGCACAUGAGCUCUGGCUGGCCGGUCAGUAAGAGAGAGUUCCUCACUGCCAUGGGGAAGCUGAGCCGCCUGCUCAUCAGAGCCUCCGGCUGCUGGGGAAACAGCACCAUCUACAGGCUGAGCUCCGUCUCUGUGGAAGUCGCCUCUGAAGACUCCAGCUCUGACGUUCAGGCCACUGCGGUGGAGGUGUGUGACUGUCCACACGGUUACAGCGGAACGUCCUGCGAGGUGUGUGCAGAGGGCUACAGAAGGGUUAAUGGGACUGUGCAUCAGGGAGUGUGUGAGCUGUGCCAGUGCCAUGGACACGCAACACACUGCGAUGAUGUCACCGGACAAUGCCUGGACUGUGAACACCACACCACAGGUCCACGCUGCGACAAAUGUGCUCCCGGUUAUUACGGCGACGCCACCAAAGGAUCAACCAGCGACUGCCAGCCGUGCGCCUGCCCCCUCCACGCUCCCUCAAACAACUUCAGUCCGACCUGCCACCAGGAUGCCCGCGGUCAGCUGAUCUGUGACCAGUGCCAGCCCGGAUAUGCCGGCCCGCGCUGCGACAGGUGUAGUAAUGGUUAUUUCGGUCACCCUGGUGUUUUCGGAGGUUCCUGCAGGCCAUGUGAGUGUAAUGGGAAUCUAGACCUCUCCGAUCCUCAGAGCUGUGACCCGGUAACAGGUGUGUGUCUGCGCUGCCGGGACGGAUACGGAGGACCGGCCUGCGACACCUGUGCAGAUGGUUACUAUGGAAACGCCAUCGUUGAGAGGAACUGCCAACGCUGCGAGUGUAACACUAACGGGUCAGUGUCCGAGGUGUGUAAUAAACAGAGUGGACAGUGUGAGUGUCAACAGAACGUCAUCGGCCGCCAGUGUGACGAGUGUAUGCCGAACUGCUGGUGGGACGCUGAGCGUCAGGUGUGCCGUGUGUGUGAGUGCAGCGCGCAGGGCAGCGUGUCUGCGCGGUGUGACGCGCUGGGCAGGUGUUUGUGUAGGCCGGGUUUCACCGGCCGCAGGUGCGACGUACAGGUGCAGAGGCUGGAGCGCAGAGAGAGCCGCAGGGUUCUGCAGCAGGUUCCCAUAAAGACCCUGCAGCAGUGGGACCGCAGGGGGGGCUGCCCCCGGGGGGCUUACCCCGCCCCCACACGGCCGGAGACGUACCUGCAGGCCGGCCGUGGCUGCGUACCCUGUCACUGUAACUCGUUUGGCUCCAAAUCGUUUGACUGCAGUGAGAGCGGUCAGUGCCGCUGUCAGCCCGGAGUCGCUGGACAGAAGUGUGACCGCUGCGCUCCGGGACACUUCAACUUCCAGGAGGGAGGAUGCACACCCUGUCAGUGUUCUCAUGUAGGGAAUAACUGUGACUCGACCACAGGACAAUGUAUUUGCCCCCCCAACACAGUCGGAGCAAGGUGUGACAGAUGUGCCCCCAACCACUGGGGGCACGACAUCACCACUGGCUGCAAGCCGUGUGGGUGUGAUGUGCUGGGCUCUGUCUCUCAGCAGUGUAAUAUAAACACGGGCUGCUGUAUGUGUCGGGAUCAGUUCAGUGGAGAGAAAUGCAACGAGUGCAAACAGGGCUUCCGCAAUUUCCCACAGUGCAUUUCCUGUGACUGCACGCUGGCCGGAUCCACCGCAGACACCUGUAACUCGGACACUGGUCUGUGUGCCUGUGCCGACCGGAACGGACAGUGCUCCUGCAAGGCUAAUGUGGAGGGUGUGCGGUGCGGCUCCUGUAAGGCCGGGACGUUUGGGCUCAGUGUCAGUAACCCUCUGGGCUGCAGCCACUGUUACUGCUUUGGUAUGAGCACCUCCUGCACUGAGGCUCAGGGGCUCAUACGCAUGAGGUUGACUCUGAUGCCCGAGCAGACAGUGCUCCCCCUGGUGGACAGGAACAAUGUGAAGGAGACCACAUUCGGGGUGACGUUCCAGCACCCUGAGAUCAUCGCCAAUGCCGACCUGGUCCGACAGAAGCUGACCGAACCUUACUACUGGAGACUGCCCAAACAGUUCAGAGGGUCCAUGAUCACUGCCUACGGUGGGAAACUGAAGUACGCCACUUACUUCGAGGCUCGUGAUGAAACAGGCCUUACCAUCUACGAGCCUCAGGUCAUCAUUAAGGGAGGCCCCAACAGGGACAAGAUCAUGGUCCGUCACAUGGGGGCGCUGCAGAUCGGCCAGCUGACCCGCCACGAGAUUGACAUGACAGAGCAUAACUGGAAGCACCAGGACAAGAGGCCGAUGACCCGCGAGGACUUUAUGGAUGUUCUCUUCUACGUCGAAUACGUUCUCAUCAGAGCUUCCCACGGCAACGUCAUGAGACACAGCAGGAUUUCGGAGAUUUCUCUGGAGGUGGCGGAGGAGGGCCGUCCCUCGGUGGAGAGCGAGAGAGCAUUCCAGAUUGAAAAAUGCGACUGUCCUCAGGGAUACUCUGGACUGUCCUGUGAGGAAUGUGCUGCAGGCUUCUACAGGCUGUCGGUGCGAGCAGGUGGUCCAGCGUCCAGAGCCGGCAUUGGCAGCUGUGUGAGGUGUCAGUGUAAUGGCCACAGCAGCACCUGCGACCCCGAGACCGCCGUCUGCCAGAACUGUCAGCACCACACAGAGGGGGAGAAGUGUGAGAGAUGUUCUCCAGGGUUCUACGGAGUUGUACGAGGGUCUCCAGACGACUGUAAACCCUGUGCCUGCCCUCUGACCAACCCAGAGAACAAUUUCAGUCCCACCUGUGUGGCGGAGGGCUUUGGUGAUUAUCGCUGUACUGCCUGUUCUGAAGGUUACGAGGGAAAAUACUGCGAAAGGUGUGCGGCUGGUUUCCAUGGUGACCCGCGGGCGGUGGGCGGACGGUGCGAGGAGUGUAAGUGUGAUGUGGUCGGCGCGUGGCCGGUUCCGUGUGACACACGCACGGGGCAGUGUCAGUGCAGACCGGGAGCGACUGGACUGAAGUGUGACCGCUGCAUGGAGAGGCAUGUGUGUGGACCUGCAGGCAUCGUGUCGUGUGAUGAUGACUGCGCCGGUCUCCUCAUUAGAGAUAUGGAUAAACUGUUGCGUUUGAUCAGCAGCGCCAAUCUCACUCUGCCUCUGCCUCCACCUUACAAAGUGCUCUACCGCUUCGAGAACAUGACCGAGGAACUCAAGCACAUGCUCUCACCACAGAGGGCGCCAGAGAGACUGUUGCAGCUCGCUGAUAGCAACCUGGGCAGCCUGGUCACUGAGAUGGACGAAUUACGGAGCAGGGCCACAAAAGUGGCAGCGGACGGAGAACAGACGGACGCCGACGCUGAGAGGAGCCGAAAAAGAGCUGAAGAGCUGGAGAUGUUCGUCAAGAACACCCUGCUAGCCGCUGAAGCUCUGAGGGAUAAAGCUCGUGAGCUGAAUGAGUCUCUAGGCCGGAGGGACGGAGAACCGGAGAAGAGCCUGAACGAAAUGCAGGAUGAGAUUAAAGCCAUGCUGAACGAGCUCCGCAAACGCCAACUCAACCCUCACAAGCACAGCGCGCAGGAGGAGCUCAGGGCUGCGGAGGCUCUGUUUGCGAAGGUGAAGCGUUUGUUUGGAGACCCUCACCAGGCGACUCAGGAUCUGAGGGAGGAGGUGGGGGAGAAGUUGGGCGACUACAGGACCAAACUGGACGACGCUAAGCAGCUCCUGAACGAGGCUCAGAGCAAAACCAGACAGGCUGAGGCGCUGAUCCACAGCGGCCAGCACAGCCUGGACAACCUGCAGAGGAAGAGGGAUCAGUCCAAUAAAGGGAAGAAAGAAACGGAGGGAAUACUGGAGGCUGGAGAGAAGUUCCUGCAGGAGGCCAACGGGCAUUCGGACGACAUCAACCGGGGCGUCGAGGAGCUGGAGGAGAUGGAGCGUGAGCUGGGUCCACUGCAUGACCAGCUGGACUACAAAGUGGGGCGACUGGCGAAAGGUCUGGAGGACAACACCCUGCCUGAUUUACUGCUGAGAGCAGAGGACCACGCUGCUCAGCUCAACGACUCCGCCAACAUCCUCGACAACAUUCUGGCCGAGGCUAAGAAUCUCUCCUUCAACGCCACGGCUGCCUUCAGUGCCUACACCAACAUUAAGAACUUCAUUGAAGAAGCAGACAAAGCAGCCAAGGAGGCUAAAGCUACAGCUAUAGAGGCUGUACAACUGGCCGCGGGUCCUAAAGGUCCUCUCAAAGACAACGCCAGAAGCUCGGUGCAGAAAAGCCAGCGCCUGUGGAACGAGGCUAAGAAGCUGGAGAACGAUGUGAAAGAGAACGCAGACAAUCUGGGGGUUCUGCAGCUCCGGCUCAAAGGAGCAGACGCGAAGAACAAAGACCUGCUGAAGGGCCUGAAUGAAAGCUUGGAGAUCCUCCGCGCCAUCCCCAAUGACACGGCGGCUAAAAUCCAGGCUACGAAGCUGAAAGCGGGAGAGGCCAACGACACGGCGCUGGAGGUUCUGGCUCGACUCAAAGACAUGAACCUUAACCUGAUGGGUCUGAAGAGGAACUACAGCAAACUGGAAGACGACGUGAAAAAGGCCAACAACCUGAUCCAGGACCCCGAGAAAAACACGAUCAUCCACGCCGCGGGCGCUAAAGUGAGGGACCUGGAGGACGAGGCCGACCGCCUGCUGGAGAAACUGAAGCCCAUUCAGCAGCUGCAGGACAACCUGCGCAAGAACAUCUCUCAGAUCAAGGAGCUCAUCAACCAGGCCCGCAAACAGGCCAACUCUAUUAAAGUGUCCGUGUCGUCGGGUGGAGACUGCAUCCGCACCUACCGGCCGGACAUUAAGAAAGGCCGCUACAACACCAUCAUCCUCAACGUGAAGACCCUCGCCGCCGACAACCUCCUGUUCUACCUCGGUUCGGCCCAAUACGUGGAUUUCCUGGCAAUUGAGAUGAGAAAGGGUAAGGUCAACUUCCUGUGGGACGUGGGAUCAGGGGUCGGCCGAGUCGAGUACCCCGACCUCGUCAUUAACGACGGAACCUGGCACCGGAUCGAAGCCUCGCGUGUGGGUCUGAAUGGCAGCUUAUCAGUCCGAGCACUGGAGGGGCCCAAAGCGGGCAUCAUGCCCACCUGGCACAGUGCCAAUGCCCCCGAGAGCUACACAGUGCUGGACGUGGACCAGAACGCCUACCUGUUCGUAGGAGGCAUGUUGGAGAAUGUGAAGAAAGCAGAGGCGGUGAAGACGAUCACGUUCUCCGGCUGUAUGGGAGAAACGUUUUUGGAUGGUAAACCCAUCGGCCUCUGGAACUACAGAGAGAGAGACGGAGACUGUAAAGGAUGUGUGGUCAGCCCCCAGCCUGCAGACUCUGAAGGAACGGUGCAGUUUGAUGGUGAAGGUUAUGCUGCUGUCAGUCGUCCAACCAGAUGGAACCCCAACAUUUCCACGGUGAUGUUCAAGUUCCGCACCUUCUCCACCAACGCGCUGAUGAUGUACCUCGCCACCAAGGACAUGAAGGACUUUAUGAGCGUAGAGCUGAGUGAUGGUCGUGUGAAGGUCAGUUAUGAUCUGGGCUCUGGUACCGGCUCCAUCAUCAGUGAGAAACGGCACAACGACGGCCGGUGGAAAUCCCUCACCAUGUCCCGCAGCAGGAAGGAAGGUACGGUGACCAUUCUGGACAUGGACUCAAACGCUGAGGAGAAGCUCUACACUGAGUCUCAGGGUGGAGCCACUGGCCUCAACCUGAAGGAAGAUGAGAGGAUUUACUUCGGAGGGCUGCCGACCAUCGGGAACUACAGCAAAUCCAGGCCUGAGGUGACGCUCAGGAGGUACGCCGGCUGUCUGAAAGACAUAGAAGUGUCCAGAACUCCAUACAACCUGCUGAGCAGCUCCGACUACACUGGACUCACCAAGGGCUGCUCCAUAGAGAAUCUGCACACUGUGAGUUUCCCCAGGCCGGGCUAUAUGGAACUGAGUCCUAUGGUGUUUGAUGUAGGCUCUGAGAUCACGCUGUCCUUCAGCACUAAGAGUGAGAACGGCAUCAUCCUUUUGGGCCGGGGUGGUGUCACCACCAUGACCCAAACCUCACAGAACCGGAGCCUCUUCCAGAUCCCACGUCGCAACCGCAGACAGACUGGUGAGCCCUUUAUCUCAGUACAGUUGAAUAAAGGUUCUCUGGAGGUUCUGGUCUUCACCGGCAGUAGAAACCCGCGGCGUGCACUCAGGAAACCGGAGGAGGGGAUUUUGCACGAUGGCCGAGAGCACUCGCUACGCAUCCGCCGACACAGAGAAGGGUCUUUCUCAGUGCAGGUGGAUGAAGAGACGCGGAUGGAGCAGGCGUUACCCAGCGAUCAUCCAAUCAGCAUCCACAGACUGUUUAUAGGUGGAGUUCCUGCUGACGUACAGACCGGCCUGCAGAGGCCCAGCGUGCCCUUCGAGGGCUGCAUCUGGAACCUGCUGAUCAAUACAGUGCCCGUGGACUUCUCCCAGCCGGUGGCCUUCGAGAAUGCUGAAAUCGGACGGUGUCCCGAUGUAGCCCCGCCCCCUCCACCACCUGUGGAGGAAGAGGAGGAGGAGGAAGAAGAGGAAGUGGCCCCACACAAACCAGAAGCCACGCCCACAGAGGCAGCAAAGCCGCCGCCCCCACCUUCCACUACCACGCCCCCUGCUGAGGUCAUCCUUCCUGAGCCGCCCGUCCAUGUUGAUGAAACAGCGGUCUCCUGUGCAGCAGAGAAGGAGCCUGUUGUCCUGGAGUUAGCAAAACAGUUCGGCCUGUCCAGAAACAGUCACAUGGCUUUCGAGUUCGAUGACAGGAAAGUCAAGAACAGUCUUGCCAUUGAGUUUGAGCUGCGGACUGAAGCGGACUCCGGGCUGGUCUUCUACAUGGCCAGGAUAAACCACGCUGACUUCGCCACCAUCCAGGUGAAGGAGGGCAUGGCCCACCUGAGCUACGACCUGGGCAGCGGAAACACAUCCGUCAGCGUCCCCCGAAUCAUCAACGACGGACACUGGCACAAGAUCCGAGUGCGGAGGGACAAGCAGAGAGGAAUCCUGACGGUGGAUAAUCGAUAUUCCAAACACACAGUCAGCCCGAAGAAGGCUGACAUCCUGGAUGUGGUUGGGAUGCUGUAUGUGGGAGGUCUUCCACUGAACUACACCACCAAACGCAUUGGACCGGUGGUGUACAGCAUCAAUGGCUGUAUCAGAAACUUCCGGAUGCUGAAUGUGGACAUGGAGAAUCCCACCUCCAGCUAUAGGGUGGGCUCCUGCUUCGCUAACCCGCAGCCUGGGACUUACUUUGACGGCACUGGAUAUGCUAAAGCAGUGUCCACGUAUCGUGUGGGUAACGACGUCUCUGUGGACCUGGAGUUCCGCACCAGCACCAGCAGCGGAGUCCUGAUGGGAAUCAGCAGCCAGAAGAUGGACGGACUGGGAGUAGAACUGGUGAAUGGAAAGCUCCUGUUCCACGCUGAUAACGGGGUGGGCCGGGUCACCGCUAUGUACGAGCCCGCGGAGGGGGCGGGGCUCUGUGACAGUCAGUGGCAUUCUGUCUCCGCCCACAAGCUGAAACACCGCCUGGAGCUGAUUGUAGACGGCGUUAAAUCUGAGGCGGCGAGUCCGGACCCCCGCUCAGCGUCCGCUGACACCAACGACCCCGUCUACGUGGGGGGAUACCCGGAGACCCUGAAGCAGUUUGGUCUGACCAUCAGCACUCCGUUCAAAGGCUGUAUGAGGAACCUGAAGCUGACCAAAGCAGGAAAGGUUCUAGAAGUUCAGCUGAACAAAGCGCUGGAGAUCAAAGGAGUGCAGCCCCUCACCUGUCCCGGAGUUUAAAAGCCUCCCACUUGUCCACCAGUUUCAAGCUAACUAGAUCACUUGACCUUCAAUCAAAGAAGAAAGAAGCAAAUCAAAGCACCUAGAGCAACGUUCUCCAAUCCUGGUCCUGAAGAGCGGCCUUCCCACCAAGCCUAGUUCCAACCACAGUUAGACCUGCUCCAGCUAAUCAACCUCUUCCCAAGUCCUUGAUUGGCUGAAUCAGAUGUAUUAAGCCUUGGAUACACUACUCGACUAACAGAUCAGAAAGACUGGGCGUCUCACACUAUUUGACUGGUUUUUGCAGAUAUUUUGGGCGACUGAAAUAUUGGGGAUCCACACUAAACGAUUAGGGAUCACACACCACUCACAUUUUAGGCUGUUGCUGAACCAAAUGGAGCUCACUGAGCUCAUUGAACUCGCAGGUUCUCCAGUUACUAGGAGACGCAAGGAAACAAACAUGACAUUACUGCUGCUGUUUUCUCUGCCGUUUGUGCCGACGCAGUAAAGAAGCGGCUGGUAAACGUUUAAAAAUGUGAUCAGUUGGUAUUUUUAGAGUUUAAAAUGUACAAAAACUCGAUUCUGCCUCAAACUCAGCUCGUUAAAAAGCUUCGCUCCACCAUUUUUCUUUGUUUACUUGCUGUGUGUUCUUGUUUCUCAGUCUCAGUUUCCAUUGGCUGUUGCAGGAGUCCAUCCAGAUUGAGUCGUUGACCAGUUUGCACUAGAAAAAAAUCAAACGUCUGAUAAACUCUGCCUGGUCUGAAAUCUGAGACUGCGCCCCUCAAACACGACUCAAAUCUCCCUCCAGCUGUCGACUCCGACUGACCCAAAAAUCUGACUCAGCCACACUGAGAAUCGGGGUUAAAAUCAGGGUAAAAGACUUGUAGAGUUAAGUAAGGGGUGGGGCAGCUUAUUGGAUGCAGGUUGGAACUAAACUCAGGAAGGUAGCUCUCCUGGACUAAGGUUGGAGACCACUGGCCUACAGAUCAACCAAAGUAUUCAUUUUUGUACCAAACAAAUCAGCCAAAGCAGUGUAGAGUUUUUCAUCUGGAGUGAAUCAUCCACAGUGAAUCAGUGAAGAAUCAGCAGAGCUGGAACCAAAGAACCAGACAAAACGAGUCAUCUGGAGAACCAGGCCCCAGCGGAUAUCAGUAAAGAGCACUUUUUCUCAAAGAAUCCAGCCGAAGCCAAAUCAAACAGACCACCAAAGUGACCACACUGGCCUCGCCCAUCACCAUGGCAAACAGACGUAGUCUGGGUUUCCUCCUCUGCUGGUACAGCAGGCUGACCAGCUGAAGAAGGAAACCAGAGAACUUGCAGAGGAGAACUUCCACUCUGUAAUGUCCUCUGGGUUUCUCAAAAGCUCCCGAGUGAGUCCAAAAUGAAUGGGCUAAGGGGUUAAAUGGCACAUUUGAGUAAAAUCAUAGUUUAUAGAUGCCUAAAUGUUUCUAAUAUAAAAGAAUACAUUCAUUUCCUGAACACAGCAUAAAACAUUUUAACAUUUUAAGAGCUUUUAAACUCGAGUUAAAGGAGUUUUAAACAGCGCCUCAUAUACGUUCAUGACAUCAGAGACCGCAAACAGCCAAUGAGCCGCUCCGCUCACCAACCAAUCAGCACUCAGGGGUCAGUAAAGUUAGUGUCCCGCUGCCCGAACCUGUUAGCUGUCGAAAUGAAUAAAACAUACGGGUGAGAUUUCUUCGCCUUUUCAGGGGAAUACAUCCUUCUACUUUCUAAAAUUAAAGGAAAGUGAUUAGAAACUAUUUUAGCCACUCGUUGUGGACUCACUCACGGGCGCCCUCUGGUGUUGUGCAGUCAUGUUUUGGACAAAAUUGGGGAAAUAGGAAGAGGCCCGGCUCCCUUAACCCGGCUGUGAAUGUAAACCACAUAGAGAUGUGUUGGACUCAGUUCCUGGUGGGUCACAGCUCUGCAGAGCUUAGUGUUUUCCCUCUUUGGCAGUUCAUCCAAGUCCGGAAGGUCUUGGGAACGAGCGGAUGGGUUGAAUCCGGUGUGUUUAAUGAGGACCGGAGUCUGGCACGUGUCUUAGGUCGAGCAUUAAGUGUUGCCAAAUUGAGUUUUGAAGAGUCUUUUUGAUGCUUAUGUUUAGGUUCAACCCAAAUCAAUGGCAUUCGAUCAAAUUCAACACAAAAUGUAUUUUUAAAGAGACAUCAUUUGUCAUUUGAGAUGUGUGUCCAGUGGGUAAUCAUGAAUUCCUCAAAUAAAAUCCUUGUCCAUCUAAACUUUCAAUAAACGGUUAACGAACCAGCUUCA